AUGGCCAUCAAGCAGCCAUUACUUGACCACAGCUAUCGACCACUCGUCAAGAUCAACAACACAUAUCAACAGUCACUUGACUACUCGUCCAUCAUGCCGCACUUCUCCUAUGUGGCCGCCGAGUCGGGUCAUCAUCGUCGUCGUCACGAUGAACCCCAGACACACUACCAGUGGCCCGUCACCACCACUCACCAGAGCCACCACUCCCGGCGUCAGGAGCCUCGCCGGGUGGAAGCCCCCGACUUCCGCUUCUGCGUUGAGCUCGGCCUCGUCAUCCGCAGCAGGAAACACAACCACAAGACCAUCACCGGUCUCGAAGACGAGAUCAGCAAACAACUCAACCGCGCCGGCAUCGCCAACCACCUCGCCAGCACCCACAUCACCCCGGUCUCCUCCCGGCAAUGGACCAUCGCCAGCGAGCUCUGCAUCCCGUCCCGCCCCAACGACCACCGCUUCGGCAUGAAGCUCGUCUCCCCCUUCAUGCGCUUCGCCAAGCGGCCCGAGUCCUGGCAAUCGGACCUACGCGCCGUCAUGCAAACCCUCAACACCCACUUCGAGCUAACCACCACCCACCAAUGCUUCACCCACAUCCACAUCACCCCCUCCUCCGGCUACUGGGAACUGCACCAAGCCAAAGGGCUCGCCAAAUCCGCCCUCUACUUCGAGCGCUGCCUCGACGCCCUCGUCCCGCCCUACCGCCGCAAGAGCGUCUGGGCCAAGAGCAACCGCCACAACCACUACUUCGAGGGCCUGCCCAUGGCCGAGUGCUUCGACCGCAUCGACGCCCAGACCACCCCCGAGGCCCUCGGCGCCCGCAUGAACUGGUGCGCUGCCGACUCGCCCACGGGGGUGGCGCUGGGCGCGCGCCCCGGCGCCGACUUCCAGCAUGAUGCGUAUCGGUGGGGGUUCGUGGGGCUGAAUGAGGGGGCGGGGCUGGGGACGGUCGAGUUCCGCCAGCCGCCGGGGGCGAAUACCGGGGCGGAGGUGAUCGCGUGGGUGAUGUUGGUGGGGUGUCUGGCGAGGUUGAGCUGUGGGGAGGGGGUGGCGCUGGAUCCGGCGCAGAAGCCGCAGCUGAAGAGUCUCGGGGAGUGGUUGGUGUAUGAGGCGGAAUGGUGUGGCGUGCCGCAGAAGGGGUUGCUGGCGGAUUUGGUCAAGCAGGCCGUGCCGGUCACGCCGGCGCCGGGGACGCUGGCGGGGAGGGAUGCCGAUGCGAUUACCAUCGAUGAGGACCAGCGGUUGAGGUGGAAGGCGAAUGAUCGGGAUUUGGUCCUGGAGAAGUAUAGGCGGCUGUUGAAGCAUGUCUGA
This is a messenger RNA of Chaetomium globosum CBS 148.51, 1305 nucleotides long. RefSeq lists its product as uncharacterized. The record is from RefSeq and is a predicted model, not a curated record. The coding region runs from base 1 to 1305 and encodes 434 amino acids. The transcript has a single exon. NCBI's taxonomy places the organism in Eukaryota, Fungi, Ascomycota, Sordariomycetes, Sordariales, Chaetomiaceae.